Messenger RNA from Tetrapisispora phaffii CBS 4417, 768 nucleotides. RefSeq names its product 6-phosphogluconolactonase. The transcript has a single exon. Gene Ontology annotation, molecular function: 6-phosphogluconolactonase activity. The record is from RefSeq and is a predicted model, not a curated record. The coding region runs from base 1 to 768 and encodes 255 amino acids. Lineage: Eukaryota; Fungi; Ascomycota; Saccharomycetes; Saccharomycetales; Saccharomycetaceae. Gene Ontology annotation, biological process: pentose-phosphate shunt; carbohydrate metabolic process.
AUGGUCAAAGUUUUAAAAUUCCCAUCGACUGAACUAUUAGCUACAAAACUAGGUAGUUAUAUCCUUGAAAAACAAGCAAAGGCAUUGAGCACUAAAGAUACUUUUAAUGUGGCUAUCAGUGGUGGUUCAUUGAUUAAGGUUUUAAAUUUGUGUUUGGUUCAAGAUAAGGAAGUUAACUCCAAAAUAGCUUGGGACAAAUUGAAUAUAUACUUCUGUGAUGAAAGAAUUGUUCAAUUGGACCAUCCAGAUAGUAACUUUGGUGCUUUCAAAUCGAUCGUUUUCGAUAAAUUGUCAAAGGAAAUUCAAGACAAAAUUACUGUCUACCCCUUAAAUACUUCAUUGAUUAAAGAUGCAUCAGCUGCUGAAAACGAAAGUAUUGCCACUGAUUAUGCUAGUAUCCUACCUAAAGAAAAUGGUUUCGACCUUCUAUUAUUAGGAUGUGGUCCAGAUGGUCACACAUGUUCUCUAUUCCCGGAUGAAAAACAUAGAUACUUACUUGAAGAGGUUACUAAGACAGUUGUAUGGUGCCAUGAUUCUCCAAAGCCACCUCCAAAUAGAAUCACUAUCACUUUCCCGGUCAUCAACAAUACCAGGGACAUUGCAUUUGUUGCAGAAGGUGAAUCUAAACAACCAAUUAUGCAUGAAAUUUUUGAUUUAAAGAAAAGUACUCUUCCUACUACCAUGAUUAACGAUGCAAAUGAUAAAAAAGUUUCAUGGUUCGUUGAUGAUGCAGCUUUCGAAAAAGUUCAAACCAAUGAAUACUAUUAA